ACUGAAAAGCACCGCGUGUGCCCAUGCGGAGUGGCCGAUUCUUGGAGUGGUGAUCGUGCCGUGGGUGGGCACACUUGGCCAGUAGCGAUCAGGAGGCAUACGCGUACGGCCUGCACCGAGGGCGAACUCGAGUCAAGUCACUGAGUCAGUCAGUCAGUCAGUCGGUUCUAUAAAGUCAGCGGAGACUGAGUGGUCGUGAAAAAGGACGGAGCGAUCGACUCAAAGAACUUUUUCAUGUUACGCUAUGGAGAAUAAUGUGCCCGGUAGUGAUGCGAUAAUUGACGAUUUGCAACUCAUGAGUUCGAAAACGUGGCAAUCGACGAUCGGUUUUUAACGUCGACCAAAAUACGAGCAAGUCUCAGUUGUUCAUCCCGAUAAUAAUUUCCGCGGCGUCGGAAGAACGCGCGAAGAAGAGCGGCUCUCUUAAUGGAGAAAUUAGCGAUGAAGUGGUAACACGAGUUUGAAAAAGUCUGGCCGCUGAUAAUUGUGCUGGCUUCAGUCAGUGCUGCGAGCGUUCGAUAAUCGUGAAGGUGGAGGUGAAGGUGCUCGUGUUACAAAUUACCUGCAGCGGUAUAUAGAUCGUUGUUGGUUUUCUCGGUGUUCGUCCAGCGUAGUGAUUUUUUUCUACCUGAAGACCAGUCGUCUUCUUCUCUUCAUGGCUCCUAAGAGGCCCAACAAACUGAGAAGAGCCGCUCUUAUGCAUGGCGAACGUACAGGUUCGAUCGAGGACCAAGGUUUUCUGUUGAGACAUCAAGCGGCACAGGAUGUGACGGCACGUCUUCAGGAGCCGUCGACGGAAGGCGGUAGGGCGAUAAUCGACUGCAAAGGAAAGCCUAAUAUUUGCGGAACAGAAGCUGCGUGCAGGAAUUUCGAAAAUGAAACGUCCAUCUGCGUCUGUCCUCACGAUGCUUCGAUGCCAACCGCCGCUCUAACAUGUCCAAAUCGUUUGACGGUACCGAUGACACCGAGGCCGAUAUAUAACAUUAUACCUCCUAGUGGCAACGCGACAAAUAGUACAACGAAACCACCCGCCACAGAACAGGUGGAACCGUACCAUCUGAAAAACAUAUCUGGAAUAAUCGGAGGAAGCUGCACCCUUCUUGUCACCCUGAUUAUCGCAUUCGUUCUUUUGUGGUAUUGCAUCAAACGAAGAGCUUACGCAUCUAAAUGUAGCCGAAGUUCCCUCAAUCCGUCUCCUAUGAACUUAAAGAAGGGAUUACUUCAAACUAACAAGUACACACCGAAUCCCCAAUACUUUGUUUGCGGUUCGCCCGAGGUUCCGAUACUUCGUCGAGACUGCGUCGUCUUUCUUCAGGACAUCGGCGAGGGUUGUUUCGGAAAAGUUUACAAAGGAGAACUGCGUCAUGGCGAAGUAACCGAAACUGUGGCUGUCAAAGUCCUGAAGGAUUCCGCAUCCCGCGAGGCCGAAGAAAAUUUUAUGCGAGAAGUGGAAAUAAUGUCCGCCUUUCGUCACCCAAACAUCCUCUUUCUUAUCGGUGUUGUUCUGCGAGAUGCGAACAAUAAUCCUUGGAUGGUAUUUGAGCACAUGCCACACGGUGACCUUGCGGAAGUCCUUAGGGCUAAUUCCCGACAGCUUAGAUGCCCGACCCCCGGACUGCCACCUCUUACUAAAGAUUCUCUGCUGCGGAUAUCGACGCAGAUAGCUGCGGGUAUGACGUAUCUAUCAGCACAAAGAUUUGUCCACCGAGAUCUGGCAUGUCGUAAUUGCCUAGUUGGUUCCGAAUUAACGGUGAAAAUUGCUGAUUUUGGGAUGUCCCGCGACGUGUACACGUGCGAUUAUUAUAAGAUCGGUGGCUCACGUCUACUUCCGAUACGCUGGAUGGCUCCAGAGAGCGUUAUAUUUGGUCGAUUUACUUUAGAGAGCGACGUCUGGAGUUUCGGAGUCGUUCUUUGGGAAGUUUACUCUUUUGGUAAACAGCCCUAUUACGGGCACAACAAUGACGAGGUGGUGAAGUUGAUUCUGCACGGUAUAAUGCUCAUUCCACCGGAAGAUUGUCCACCUUUCAUUUGCGACAUAAUGCGAGGAUGUUGGAAGACGGAACCAAAAGAUCGUCUAAAAUUCACCGAUAUCAUGGAAAAAUUAGAGCUCGCUCAUGAGAAAUCAAGCAACAAGUGGUCUCUUCCACGACCACCACAAGGGCCAGUUACUAUCCGCUCGGCAGAUGCGUUCGAUAACGAUGGUUACUUGCUACCAGCCCCUACCACCUCAUGUGAGUACAUGCAGCCACUUCCACCACUCCCAGAUUGAUAGAUCAUCACGUGUAAUUGAAUUAUACAUAUGGAUUAUACGUAAAAUAAAAUCUAUCCUUUUAUCAACGAUUUCUUCGCGGACUCUGCAGUGUAUUCAGGCAUGGUUUGUACUUACACUGUUACGCAUAGUAUAGUCUAUAAAAUCUAAAUUUCUAUAGAAAAUAGGCAAAUCACACGAACUCAUUUAAAUGAUGCAUUUGAUGUCCCAGCAAAGAAAUUCGCAGUUUAGCAAAUCUUGCUAUUGGGAUUCAUGGAUGAAUGGUCGUGAAGAAAUUUUGAUUUUUGACUUAUAGCUGUAUGGAUUUGCGCUUUUCAAUAAUACAAGUGUAAUCGACUUAUUGUUUUAGUUCCAGAAAAUUAUUUUAAUAGUGUACAUAAUACCUACUUUUAAUCUAUUCAUGGUGCAUGUUGUUGCGCUGUUAUAAAUAAGCCGAUCAGAUAUUAUUGUACAUACAUAGUACCGAUAAUAAUUGUAUAUAUAAUAUAUAAAUUUGUUAUGCAUAGUA
Messenger RNA from Athalia rosae (coleseed sawfly), 2777 nucleotides. Its product is annotated as muscle, skeletal receptor tyrosine-protein kinase-like. The record is from RefSeq and is a predicted model, not a curated record. Gene Ontology annotation, biological process: positive regulation of kinase activity; cell surface receptor protein tyrosine kinase signaling pathway; protein phosphorylation. Gene Ontology annotation, molecular function: ATP binding; transmembrane receptor protein tyrosine kinase activity; neurotrophin binding. Gene Ontology annotation, cellular component: axon; signaling receptor complex. The transcript has 9 exons. NCBI's taxonomy places the organism in Eukaryota, Metazoa, Arthropoda, Insecta, Hymenoptera, Athaliidae. The coding region runs from base 656 to 2269 and encodes 537 amino acids.